CAGUACCUUGUCUUAGUCUGGAACUCUGCUUUCAAUUUCUGUAAUCUGGCGCUAUGCAUCCGGAUCCCAGACCCUUACAGGCACUGCUCUUCAUCACUGCUGCAGUUAUCUUCUCCGCUACAAGUUCAGAUUUGAUUCCUCAUUUUAUUUCUGAGCCCCUGUCUACUAUCCAGAAGCCUGGUGGGCCUGUAAAGCUUCAUUGCUCUGCUGAACCCUCCACAGCUCGCAUUUCUUGGCUGUUUAACGGACAAAGGUUGGACAGCAGGGUGGAGCAAGUGGAGGUGCAGCUAGGAUCUUUGACAAUCUUCUCUCUCAGCCCCUCAAAUUCUGGUCACUAUCAGUGCAUUGCCAAUUACAGUGCUGGUGCAAUUGUGAGCAGGCCUGCUACAGUAUCCAUAAGCCAUCUUGAUGAUUUUGAUACUUCAGUGAAACACAUAGUUACAGUAGAAGAAGGAAGUGUUGCCUUCAUUGGCUGUAAGGUACCAGAAAGUAACCCUAAAGCACAAGUUCGCUUUCGAGUACGGGGAAAAUGGCUGGAACAAUCAACAGAUAACUACCUAAUUCUUCCAUCUGGAAAUCUGCAGAUUUUGAAUGUCUCUUUAGAGGAUAAAGGCUCCUAUAAAUGUGCAGCAUACAACCCAGUCACUCAUGAUCUCAAAUUAGAACCCACUGGACAUAAGCUCAUAGUCAGCCGCACGUCUGCAGAAGGUUUUCGCAUUCUUCACCCCACUGUUUCUCAGGCUUUGGCAGUACCUCAGCACAGUCCCCUAACUCUAGAGUGUGUUGUUAGUGGGUUGCCUGCAACUCAUGUCCACUGGUUUAAGGAUGGUCAGGAUGCACUGACUGGAAGCAGGUGGAGACUACUGCACUCCCAUCUUAUGACGGACAGACUUGAUACAUUGGAUGCUGGAAACUACUCCUGUGUGGUGGCAAAUCAGUCUGGAGUAGUGAAAUAUAUAAAUUACACAGUAACUAUUCUUGAAUCUGCCUCAAUUUCUAAAGGACUGCAGGAUCAAACAGUGGCUGUGGGUGCAACUAUACAUUUCACAUGUGACAUUCAUGGAAACCCUGCUCCUAAUCUUACCUGGUUCCAUAAUGCAGCUCCCAUCCAUCUCUCUCCACGACAUCUGGUCACAGGAAACAGGUUGAGAAUCAGUGGCAUCACCAAGGAGGAUUCUGGGUUGUACCAGUGUGUGGCAAACAAUGGGAUUGGCUUUAUGCAAUCCACUGGGAGACUUCAAGUCCAGACAGGCAAAGGUUCCAAGCCAGUUAUAGUUUCUUUACCAGCCAGUGCCAAUGUGGUAGAUGGUGGUGAUGUUACAUUGUCAUGCAAUGCCACUGGACUACCUAUUCCUGUAAUCCGUUGGUACAACAGCCGUGGACUUAUUACCAGCCACCCUUCUCAGGUCCUACAUUCAAAACCACGAAAAUCUCCACAAACAAGAAGAGGCAGCAUGAUUUUAGAACCCAUCUACUUCACCAUGUCUCGAGCUGGAUCAAGCUCCCUAUACAUUCAGGCAGUUACUCCAGAGCAUGCUGGGAAAUACUCUUGUGAAGCAACAAAUAAACAUGGCUCAGCACUGUCAGAAGCAUUUCUUACAGUUGUUCCUUUUGAAUCUAGUACAAAAGCUGAAGAAGUCACUCCUACGGAGGUUGCCCAAAGUGAUGAAGGUGAUGGAGAUUAUAAUACAGAAGUGGGGUUUUCAAAUUUGUCUCCGACAAAGUUGCAUCUUGAUGCAGUUGCUACAGAAAAGACACCCAAUGGGGCUUUGCCUCCUGAAGCCCCAAUCAUCCUCAGCCCUCCACAGACACUCAAGCCAGACAUGUAUAACCUGGUGUGGCGCUCUGGAAAGGAUGGCGGCUUGCCCAUCAAUGCUUACUUCGUGAAAUAUCGCAAGCUGGAUGAUGGCGUCAAUGCCAUGGGAAGCUGGCAUACAGUUCGUGUUCCUGGAAGUGAAAAUGAGCUUCAUCUCACAGAACUGGAGCCCUCCAGCCUCUAUGAAGUUCUGAUGGUAGCGAGGAGUGCUGCUGGUGAAGGCCAGCCUGCCAUGCUUACCUUUCGCACCAGCAAAGAAAGAACAUCAUCCUCAAAAAACACUCAGGCCCCAUCUCCCCCACUUGGCAUUCCUAAACAUCCCGUCAUUCAGGAAGGGUCAAAUAACUUUGGGGUGGUCCUUCCAGACCUGUCUCGACACAGUGGAGUUCCAGAGGCUCCAGAUCGCCCUGCUAUCUCAACAGCUUCAGAGACCUCUGUCUAUGUCACAUGGAUACCACGUGCAAAUGGUGGCUCUCCCAUCACUGCCUUUAAAGUCGAGUACAAGCGCAUGAGCCGAAACAGUGAUUGGCUAAUUGCAGCCAAUAGCAUCUCUCCUUCUAACCUGUCCGUGGAAGUUCGCAACUUAGAGCCAGGAGCAACAUACAAAUUCCGUGUGAUUGCCAUUAACAAUUACGGGGAUAGUCCACGAAGCUCACCAUCUCGGCCAUAUCAAGUCGCUGGCUUUACCAACCGUUUUUCCAACCGCCCGAUCACAGGACCUCACAUUGCCUACACUGAGGCAGUCAGCGACACUCAGAUCAUGUUAAAAUGGACUUAUAUUACUUCAAGCAACAACAAUACCCCCAUCCAAGGAUUUUAUAUCUAUUACCGGCCAACUGACAGUGACAAUGAUAGUGAUUACAAGAGAGAGAUUGUGGAAGGUACAAAGCAGUGGCACUUGAUAAGCCACCUGCAGCCAGAAACAUCUUACGAUAUUAAAAUGCAGUGCUAUAAUGAGGGAGGUGAAAGUGAGUACAGCAACGUAAUGAUGUGCGAGACGAAAGUGAAACGCACACCUGGAGCAUCGGAAUAUCCAAUGAAGGAUCUGAGUACACCACCUAAUUCUCCUGAUCGUGCCGGUGGAGGUAAUGCUGGCCCAUCAAAUGGCCCUGUUCGGAGCAGCGACAUGCUAUAUCUGAUUGUGGGCUGUGUCCUUGGAGUGAUGGUCCUUAUUCUGAUAGUUUUCAUUGCCAUGUGUCUGUGGAAGAAUCGCCAGCAAAACGCCAUGCAGAAGUAUGACCCUCCUGGUUACCUCUACCAAGGUGCAGAUAUCAAUGGGCAAAUGGUCGAAUACGCUACUUUACCAGGCACAAGCCGCAUCAAUGGCAGCAUACAUGGAAACUUCAUCAGCAAUGGUAGUCUCAGUAAUGGCUGUCCACACCUCCAUCACAAGGUUCCCAAUGGAGUUAAUGGGAUCAUGAAUGGUGGCUUGAAUGGAGGGACUGGCCUUUACCUGGGACACACCAACUCUCUAUCCAGGACACACAUGGAUUAUGAACAUCCCCACCAUUUAGUGAAUGGUGGUGGAAUGUACACAGCAGUGCCUCAGACCGACCCCUCGGAGUGCAUCAAUUGCCGGAACUGUCGGAACAAUAACAGGUGUUUCACCAAAACCAAUGGCACUUUUAGCAGCAACACACUACCUGUGGUGCCCAUAGUAGCACCUUAUCAGCAGGACAGUUUAGAGAUGAAACCGAUGAAUCAUGUGAUGGUUGCCAUGUGUUUAGCCUCCACGGUCCCAGAAUGCAGCGUCGAGAUGGAGGAAGACAGCAAGGAGAAAGUGGAGCAGCCAUCUACUCAGCAUUCUUGCUGUCAGGAAAAUAUGAAUCAGAUUAACAUAGAUUACCCAGAAGGUGACAUUUGUGCACGUUCAGAAACAUCAAAUCAUAUUUUGAGCUGGAGUCCUCUUAUUCUGCAUCCUGUUUCAAAGGACUGUAAUGAAAAAUCAGGAUGGAAUUCACCUGGUGUCACUUUAAACCGCUCCGGGGACCUUCGACAGCUCCAGAUGCAGGAGACCUGA
Molecule: messenger RNA, 3836 nt
Organism: Emys orbicularis (European pond turtle)
Lineage: Eukaryota; Metazoa; Chordata; Testudines; Emydidae
Gene: CDON
Product: cell adhesion associated, oncogene regulated
Exons: 19
Coding region: 54-3836 (1260 amino acids)
Biological process (GO): cell-cell adhesion
Molecular function (GO): protein binding
Source: RefSeq, a predicted model, not a curated record